AUGCACAGCAUAAAGACCUUCUGGAGUCCGGAGUUGAAGAAGGAGCGGGCGUUGAGGAAAGAGGAGAGCGCGAAAUACAGCCUCAUUAAUGACCAACUUAAGUUGCUCAAUCAAGAAAAUCAAAAACAAGCCAUGCUGGUGAGGCAGUUGGAAGAAGAACUGAGAUUACGAAUGCGACAACCUGCUCCUGAACUGCAGCAACAACUCGAAGCACUAUACGCAGAAAAUGAACACCUACAACGAGAAAUAGCGAUACUGAGGGACACCAUUAAAGAACUGGAGCUUCGUAUUGAAACCCAGAAACAAACAUUGCAAGCCAGAGAUGAAAGCAUCAAAAAAUUACUCGAGAUGUUGCAGAAUAAGGGAAUGGGUAAAGAAGAAGAGAGACAAAUGUUCCAACAAAUGCAAGCAAUGGCACAGAAACAGGAGCUCAAGGCGACGGCGGACACGCUGCGGGCGCUGCAGAUUCAGCUGGAGCGCGCGCUGACCGCGGCCGGGCUGCCCGGCGGCAGCGCGGGCGCCACGCUCACCGCCGUGCUCGAGACCAAGGAAGCGCGCAUCGCGACACUGGAGCGCCAGGUGGCUCUGCUCGAGAGCGAGCUGGCUGCGCUCGUGUCGCCGCCGCCGCCCUCGCUCGCGCCUUCCCACGCCUCGCUUUACGAUAAGGCCGACCCUCCCUUCAAGAGACAAUUGGAUGAGUUCCGGUUGGAGAUCCAGAGAAGAGACCAGGAGAUUUUGGCGAUGGCCGCGAAGAUGAAGGCACUCGAGGAGCAGCAUCAAGAUUACCAACGUCACAUCGCCGUUUUGAAGGAAUCCCUCUGCGCUAAGGAAGAGCAUUACAGCAUGCUACAAACAGAUGUGGAAGAACUCAAAGCCCGUCUCGACGAAAAGAGCAGAAUUGUAGAAAAGAAGACAGCAGCAGCACUGGCUGCCGCUCACGAGCUCGCAGAACUCAGAGAUCACUCCGAAAUCAAGGACCGAAAGAUCAACGUGUUACAAAGAAAGAUUGAGAAUUUAGAAGACCUUCUCAAAGAAAAAGACAAUCAAGUCGAUAUGGCUAGAGCUAGACUUAAUGCAAUGCAAGCACAUCAUUGCUCUUCUGAAGGGGCAUUAUCAUCACUAGAAGAAGUUAUUGGUGAUAAAGAAAAGCAAAUUCAACAAUUAAGAGAACAAAGAGAUAGGGCUGAACAUGAGAAGAAUGAAGAAAGAGAACUGCACGAAAGAGAAAUAGCAGAAUACAAAAUGAAAUUACACGCGUUAGAAAGUGAGGUAGAGAAACUGGGAGCUAGACUAGAGAGAGCUCAAGCAGAGAAAGAUCGCCUUGAAGCAAAACUGGAGAGCUCACAAUCUGAGUUAGGGAAGUCCAAAGCUGAACUUGACAAAGCUGCAAGUGAAGUGGGGAGAUCGGGUGCAGAUUGGGAAGCUGCUAAACAACGCCUAGCGAGACUAGAACUUGAAAAUGAAAGACUCAAGCACGAAUUAGAACGAUCUCAAACUACAUUUGGUAGAAGCACGUUGACUACUUCUCAGGAAUUGGAUAGAAUUCAAGAAAAGGCUGAUAAAUCUGCUGCAGAGUUAAGGAGAACUCAAGCAGAGUUGAGAGUGACGCAAGCAGACGCAGAAAGAGCUAGAUCAGAAGCAAGUGCAUUGCAAGAUAAAUUGGAAAAAUCGCAAGGUGAAGUCUACCGUCUCAAAGCUAAAUUAGAAAAUGCACAAACUGAACAAGACAGUCUAAAGGAGGAGUAUGACCGAGUACAGUCUUCAGUAAGCCGUUUGCAUUCGGAAAGAGACAAGGCCAUAGCGGAAUUAGAAAAGGCAAGAGAAGAACUGGAAAGAACUCAAGCGACUCUCGGAAAGGCUCAAUUGCAGCAGGACAAAUUACAAGCUUCACUAGAUGCCGCUCACUCUGAAAUCGAUAAACUACAGGAGAAGUUAGACAAGGCAUCGGCUGAAAUCCGUAAACUCCAAGUGGACCGGGAGAAGCAAGCUUACGACUUUGAGUCCAUACAGUCACAACUCGAUAAGGCUUUGGGUCAGGCCGCGCGGUUGCAAAAGGAAAGAGACACCGCCCAACUGGAUGCUGACAGAUUCCACGACAAGCAUGAAAAAGCGCAGGCACUAGUAGCUCGUAUACAAAAAGAAAGAGAUGCCGCAUUAGCGGAAGCAGCCAGUUGUCGUGAAAGAGCUGAAGCGGCAGCGGCAGCCGCUAACAGGGCCGCUAGAGAUCGCGAUAGCGCGGCAACGGAAUUAGAUGUUUUGCGGGAACGAUGGGAGAAGGCACAUCAGCAGCAUCAAAAACUGACGAUGGAACGAGACGAUGCUCUCACGGAACUUGAAAUUUUGAAGGAAAAACUUGACAAAGCCUUAUACUCCACACAAAAAACUAUAGAAGAGAAAGAGACUGCGCACAAAGAAUAUGAAAAAAUGCUUGAAAAGUAUGAUAGGUCUCAAAAUGAAAUUUACAGAUUGCAGAACAAAAUAGACAUUCUAGAGGCUGACAAAGAUCGUCUUGAACUUGAAUUGGAGAAACAAGUGCAUUUAGCAACAAAGUCAAGGGAGGAACAAAGAAAAUUACAAGAUGAAUUAGCUAGAGUACAGGAAAUGUAUGACAGAGCCUCUUUACAACUUGGUAGGACUAAGGAAUUAGAAGAAAAGGCUAAAGAAGAUAUGGACAGAAUGAGUGUCGAUAUUGAGAUGGUACGAGAACGAUAUGAAAAGGGUCAAAUUGAAUUACGCAGACUUCAGGCAGAAAAAGAUAAGUUAAUAGCGGAUAAUGAAAGACUUCAAUUUGAAUACGAUCGUGCAAUGACACAGUGUGGUAAAGCACAAGCAUCAAAUGAAAAAACUCAAGAAGAAAUGGCAAGAGUGCAAAUAGAACUAGAAAAGAUGUACGAUAAACACGAUAAAGUCUCUGCAGAGUUGAGAAGAGUACAGGCUGAAUUGGACAAAGUAAAACAAGAUGCUAGUGGCGCAAGGGAGGAAGCGGAAAGAUAUGCAUCUCGCUACGGCAAGUAUCACGACAGCAAAGAAGAGCAUGAAAGGACAAAGUUGGAGGUGGAACGUCUGCGCACGCGGUUAGAGAAGACUACACUAGAAUUGGAGCGGGCACGCAAAGCUGAGGAAGAGGUGACCCGUCUGCGCUCGGAGCUCGAACGCGUCGAAGGCCUUCGAGGUAAAUACCAAUUCGAACAGGAUAAAUGGAGUAACGAAAUAAAUCGAAUGCAGGCUGAACUUGACAAGCACCGUGAACGGUACGAGGCAUCGCAAGCAGAAAUACAACGACUUCAAGCCGAAAAGGAGCAAGCAGAGACGAAGUUACAUGAAUCUAAUAUACAAUUAGAACUCUCUAAGAGUGAGGUAGCAAAACUUAGCGCGGCAUUAGAAAAGCAAAGAUUGGAUCUCGAACGUGCUCAUAUUGAGUGCGAGAAAUUUAGAGACCGAUGCGAAAAAUUAAAACUACGUUCAGAUCAAUUAGAUAAAGAUAACGAGAGGCUCAAAGGUGAAUUACAACAAAUAGAAAGGAUGAAGUUACAGGCAGUUGCUGGGGACAAGGCAAGGACAGAAGAUAGACUUGAAAUUGAACGUCUUAGAGAAAAAUUAGAAAAAGCCAUUCAAGCAAGAGAUGCUACGGAGAUGGAGGCUGGUCGCCUAGCAAAGGAACUCGAAAAAUCUCAGAUGCAUCUUGCGAAAUAUCAGGAAACGAAUGAAACGACACGAGUUGAAUAUGACAGAAUGACUAAUGAAUUAGGUCGAAUGCAUGAAAGACUUGAGCGUACUAUUCUCGAAAUGCGACAGAUUGAACAAGAGAGAGAUGCACUUAGAGUGGAGAUACAAAACACAAGGCGUAAUAUAGAACAACAGCAGAGAACUUUAGACCACCGAACGCAAGAAACUUUAGUAAAACUACAGCAAGAGCUAGCGCAAUCUGUGAGAGACCGAGAAAAGAUGGCGUCUAUACUAGAGCAAAGAGAUAAGCAGGCAGAUGCAAUAGAAAAACAAAUAGUCAAACUAGAAGCAGACACGAAGCAACUGACCAUCGAACGAGAUCAAUUGGUGGCGCAGCUAGAGAAAUCUCAAGAUAUGUUAGUAAAUUUCCAACGAGAGCUUAAUGCAUCAGAAGCUGAACUUCAAAAGCAGCGUGAAGAAGUUCGUAGAUUGAAGGAAGAACAGAGAAAGGUUGUUCAGGAUUCGGAACGUGGUACGAAAACCGUCCUUGAGAGUCGCGAUAGAGAAAUCGCGAAACUGCAACAACAAAUGCAAGCAGUUAACAAAGAAAAGGAGUCGUUCAGGCAAAGAGCUGAAAAAGCAGAAAAAGAAGCACAGAAAGUGGGCGAGAUUGAGAAAUGGCGAGCAGCUGUCGAAGCUGAAAAGUCUAAAGCGAUCGCAGCGGAAAAAGCAUACUCGGAAUGCCACCAGCGGUUACAGUCUUUGGAGAAACAGUUCCAGGCGCAACAACAGCAACUACAGCAGCUUCAAGCGCGGGGACCAUCAGACGUACGUGAAGUUCAGAAGCAGCUUGAAGCAGCGCAAGCAGAGGCGCGCUCACUUGCUGUGGAGAGGGAGCGAUGCCAGUCUCAGCUGGAGAUGCUUGUUCAAGAAUUGGAGAAGAGCCAGCUCGAUCUCCGCGAAGCGAACAAGAAAUUACAAACGGUUGGCGCUCAGAACGCCAAAGCUGGGGAAGAUUCAGCGCAAGCUAGAAAGCAACUACAGGAAGAAAUGAAGAAGUUGGAAGAUAUGAAGAAACAGUUUGACGAACAAAGAAGAGCAUUAGAGAAUAAGAGGAAAGACGUGGAAGAGAAGGAGAAGUCGCUGACGGAAUUAGAUCGUCAGUUGAAGAAGAGAAAAGAACAAAUGGACCAAAUGGAAGCAUCUUUGAGGAAGGCGGGCGGAAGCGCAGCUGCAGUGACAGAAAUAAACCGCAAGUUGACGGAUACACAAAAGGAAGCAGACCAACUCAAACAACAACUGAAACAAAGCGAGGAAGAAUCAAAACGCUUAACUGCAGAAACCGAGAGGCUUCUACAGCUGGUACAAAUGUCGCAGGAAGAACAGGCGCAGAAGGAGAAGCAAAUAAUGGAUCUGCAACAAUCAAUAAGAAACCUUCAAGCCAAAUUAAAAAGUCAGCAGCAAGCACAAGCACAAAAAGAAGAGGCCGGACCCGCAGGCUUCCUCAAAAGCUUUUUCUAA
Molecule: messenger RNA, 5187 nt
Organism: Parnassius mnemosyne (clouded apollo)
Lineage: Eukaryota; Metazoa; Arthropoda; Insecta; Lepidoptera; Papilionidae
Source: the annotation of a GenBank genome assembly